Molecule: messenger RNA, 1005 nt
Organism: Orbilia oligospora ATCC 24927
Lineage: Eukaryota; Fungi; Ascomycota; Orbiliomycetes; Orbiliales; Orbiliaceae
Exons: 3
Coding region: 1-1005 (334 amino acids)
Cellular component (GO): mitochondrion
Molecular function (GO): GTP binding
Source: RefSeq, a predicted model, not a curated record
AUGCGUGCCUCACCCGAAUCAAACGCAGACUUUAGCAACUUUCCCGAGCCCGGCGCUAACUUCUCCCGCGACGAGCUCGACGCUGUGCUUGACGAUCUGUUAAGCGAUGACCUACCUGAAGAAUCACAACGAUCCAAAAGGAUCAAGAGAGAAUCCAAACCCCAUCCUAUAAUCAAACCAAUACACAACCAGCCACCUUUAGAAAGUCCCAAAUCUAUUAACCAAAAAUUCAAAGCUUCAAAAUCCGAUAUCGAAGAAGGAUUUGAAUUUAAACCCCCAGAGCCGACUAUGUCUUCCACGGCUUAUAGAUGGGAUAUUGAAACACCCAGUGCUGAGCAACUUAGGUACGCGGCUAGGUUUUUUGAACAAUACCCAGUACGGUUCUUAUGGGGUGCUGAGGAGUUUGCGAGUAUUCCCGAUGGAGCGGUGCCUGAGGUUGCGUUUUUGGGGAGAAGUAAUGUUGGGAAAUCAUCAAUUUUGAAUGCUUUAAUGGCUUCGAAGGGCAUGGCAAGAACAUCUUCAAAACCCGGAAGAACGAAGCAAAUGAAUGCAUUUGGAGUUGGGGGUGCGCGCUUAACCUUGCUGGAUAUGCCGGGUUAUGGACACGGGUCGCGGCAUUCCUGGGGGCGAGAGAUUAUGGAGUACUUGAGGUCAAGAAAGCAGUUUCGAAGAGCUUUUCUGUUGAUUGAUCCGAUUCACGGAUUUAAAGAGGUGGAUAUGAUGAUUAUGGAGGCAUUCGUGGAUAUGGGGAUACCGUAUCAAUUGGUUUUAUCUAAAACAGAUAAAUUGGAAGAACCGAAAAAGAAGAAAGACAGACUUGCAACGCCCCAUAUCAAUGAAGUAUUUAUGGAUGUCCAAGGGGUUAUGAGAGACUAUGGAGGACAUUCAGGGUUUGGAGAAAUCCUGGCGACAUCUAGCGAGCCUGUGAAAAAGGGAAUCAAUGAGUUAAGAUGGGCGAUAUUACGGGCUACUGGGUUAGAACCAAAAAAGAAGAAAUUGAGAUGA